This is a messenger RNA of Molossus molossus (Pallas's mastiff bat), 3717 nucleotides long. RefSeq names its product transmembrane protein adipocyte associated 1 (gene TPRA1). Gene Ontology annotation, biological process: G protein-coupled receptor signaling pathway. Gene Ontology annotation, cellular component: plasma membrane. Lineage: Eukaryota; Metazoa; Chordata; Mammalia; Chiroptera; Molossidae. The record is from RefSeq and is a predicted model, not a curated record. The transcript has 10 exons. Gene Ontology annotation, molecular function: G protein-coupled receptor activity. Bases 552 to 1688 code for a protein of 378 amino acids.
GCUGUGACUGCACUCAGCCUCCAAGUAGAUUCUGCAUGGGUGUGGAGGGUUGGAGCCGAAGCUCAGCUACUGAGGACUUCAUGUGUGUGGGCUAUUAGAGGCACCUGAUGUCACUUAUCUAGUGCUCACUACAACCUCACAGGAUGGACACUGUUGUUACCCCCAUUCCAGGGACAGUGGAAACUGAGGCACAGAGAGGACAAGGAAAAAGGGGCAGAUUGGGACAUGAAACUUGUCUCUCCCCCAUGCCCCCAGGAUUGGAGGGACUAACUAGGGUGAUGCUAGAUAGCUUGCACUACUUUACCUGGCACAGAGACAGACAAUCAUUUGAGGGGGCUUUUAUUGUUUGGGGGUCACGAGACAGACCCUGAGACAAGGACUGGGCCCCUGUGUGGCAGUUGGGUUGGGACAUGUGUGGGAGUACCACACCUCACCUCACCUGCUAUCUGGUGUGAUGGGGAGCGGGCAGCAGAUCCACUGUGGGCAGCCCUUCUUGUAUUCCAUUGGGAGCCUGAGACCCAGAGGCCCAGGGCUACAUAUGUGCUGCUAACAUGGUGGCUAUCACUCCCCCAAGGCCAGGUGCUGGCAGGAUGAAAACACUGCAAGAGGUGAUUUGGGCCAAUGGGACCACAGUGCUGUCCCCACCCCUGGCUCCCAACAUCAGUGUGCCACAUCACUGUCUGCUGCUGCUUUACGAGGACAUUGGCACCUCUAGGGUCCGGUACUGGGACCUCUUGUUGCUCAUCCCCAAUGUGCUCUUCUUCAUUUUCCUGCUCUGGAAGCUUCCAUUUGCUCGGGCCAAGAUCUGCAUCACCUCCAGCCCCAUUUUUAUCACCUUCUAUAUCUUGGUGUUCGUGGUGGCGCUGGUGGGCAUCGCCCGGGCCGUGGUCAGCAUGACGGUCAGCACCUCAGAUGCUGCAACGGUUGCUGAUAAGAUCUUGUGGGAGAUUACCCGCUUCUUCCUGUUGGCCAUCGAGCUGAGUGUGGUUAUCCUGGGACUUGCCUUUGGUCACCUGGAGAGCAAGUCAAGUAUCAAACGUGUGCUGGCCAUCACCACCGUGCUGUCCCUGGCCUACUCUGUCACCCAGGGGACACUGGAGAUCCUGUACCCUGAUGCCCACCUCUCAGCUGAGGACUUCAACAUCUAUGGGCACGGGGGCCGCCAGUUCUGGCUGGUCAGCUCCUGCUUCUUCUUCCUGGUGUACUCUCUAGUGGUCAUGCUUCCCAAAACCCCUCUGAAGGAGCGCAUCUCCCUGCCUUCGCGGAGGAGCUUCUAUGUCUACGCAGGCAUCCUGGCGCUGCUCAACCUGCUGCAGGGGCUGGGAAGCGCGUUGCUCUGCGCUGAUAUCAUCGAGGGGCUCUGCUGUGUGGACGCUACCACGUUCCUCUACUUCAGCUUCUUCGCGCCCCUCAUCUACGUGGCCUUCCUCCGGGGCUUCUUCGGCUCGGAGCCCAAGAUCCUUUUCUCCUACAAAUGCCAAGUGGAUGAGACUGAAGAACCAGACAUGCACCUGCCCCAGCCCUAUGCUGUAACCCGACGGGAGGGCCUGGAGGCAGCAGGUGCUGCCAGCACACAGUUUGACUCAGCCGGCGGGGUGUCCUACCUGGAUGACAUCGCUUCCAUGCCCUGCCAUACCGGCAGCAUCAACAGCACAGACAGUGAGCGCUGGAAGGCUCUUAAUGCCUAAGUGCUGGGGCCCAUAGAGGGCAGAUGGGAGAGGAGGCCAGGUAGUGUAGAAUCCCUGGAGAAAGAGGACAAGGUCAUGGGACCUUGUGUGGCUGGCAGCACUAUGUAGGCUCUUUCCUUCCCUCUGGGCAUCCAGUUGCCCACAGCCAUCUCUGCUCUAGCUGUCCCUUCCCCUUCUAUCUGCCCUUGGCCUGCUCCACAACAUGGCCCAGAUUAUGAUAUCUUAUGGCCAGGACUGGCUAUGCUGGCCAAGGGCACCUGUUCUCCAAAGGAGAAAACCUGGACACCCAGGACUGGUCUGGCCCACUCCCUACAACACUUUGGCCUUCUCAAAGCUCACUCUAGCAGGUGGGCUGAAGUGUGUAUAUUUUUUUUGAUCUAUUUUUGAAUAAAAAGGAAAAUGAGCAGAAGGUAUUACUGUGGAGAUUCUGUAGAAAUACUGGGGCUGGUUCCUUUCAGGAGCCUGAGGGCUGGGGUGUUCAGAGGUCCCAGUAGAUCUCUCUGUGUCCUGAGCCCAGGGAGGCUCAACCAAGAACUGGCCAGUGCCUGGGUCCUGCUGGAUGCUGGGACAUGGAGAGAAAUCUGACCCUAGCCAUCCCUGUUUGAGUGGAUGAGACAAAUGUGGGAAAAGGAUUGUGGGCUGUCAUUCCACUCUUUUGAAGCAUGUGACCAUUGGAAUCAGCUCUUCAGGUUCUGUCCUAGUUCUGCUCUGUUGGCUUGCACCAGCCACUGUCUCCUGCAGCUCUAGUUUUACCCUCUGUAAAAGGAGAUAAGAAGGCAUAUCUUCCAGGUAUUUUUGUAAGGACUAGAAAAUAGCAAGUGUGAAUGACUGGCAUUUAGGAAUGGAACAACAAUGAUAACAUAGGCUUUUUAGCCUCUAGAACAAUGCUUGGCACACAGUAGGCACUCAGAAGACAGGAUGCUGGGGAAUGACAUUCAUUAUAAGAAUGGAUGCAAUGUGGUGAAAAUGGAGAAAAUCAGAGUAAAACACGGGGAGGGAAAAUUGGAAAUAAGAGGGAGGAUCCAUAUGUCCAUAUUGCUGCUGGUGCAGCUAACUUUGGCUUUGAGUAAUUUGGCAGCCAGAGGAGAAAGGGAGUUGAAGCUAUGUAAUUCCACUGUAGGAGGGGAAGAGGUCUUAGCUGUGGCCGUGGGAGUGCUGAGGGUCAGGCCUGGCACCUACCUCUGCUGCCACCCUUUUUCUCAGUAGGGCACUGAGGGCACCAGCUCCAACAUAGCUUGUGCCAGUGGGGCCAAUGUGCCAGACUCCCCAGGAUCCAGGGCCCAGAGGGCUGACAUCGGUGAGGGCACGGCAAGUACAAAGGCAGAGCCAGUGAACUGUGCUCUAAGCCGAGGGGACUCCAAGCUGCUGGGGGAUCUUGGCAGGCUUCUCUGUGUGGCACACUUUGCUAUGACUUCAUAGCUUUUGAAGAAUCCUGUUAGGUGAGAAAGGGAAGCCUGCAAGAGUUGAAAGCCAGAUAGGCGUUUGACAGUCAAAUCAAGAGCUGUGUUCAAUAUCAGGAGCCUUUGAUGUAUCCACAAUCUAAGAAGUCCUAGCGACAACGUAGUUUACUCUGAGAUUGCUGAGCAAGCAGCCAAGUCCUCAGGGAGGUAUCAACAGAAGAAAAGAGGUUAGAAACCUGCUGCUUUUUUGUUCUGAUUUUAAAGUUUGUUUCUUUAAGUAAGAUAUGUAGGUGGCAAAAAAAUAUAUAUAUUCAUGCAUUAUAAGGGGUAUACAGUAGGAGGUGAAUCUCUGUGAAUUUGACAUUCAGUUUUCUGUCCCCCUCCCAGAAGCACUGUGAGGCCAGGGUCUCCAUGGCCUUGUGGAAGUGUGUGUGUGUAUUUCUCCUGUCUUGGGAAUGUAAAGAGUCUGUAGCUUGUUUUCUCCACUUGGUAACUGAUCUGGUGAUCCUUCACUUUGGCAGCUGCACACAUCAUUAUGGAUAUAUGGCAAUUUAACCAGUCGGGAUGGACUUUUGUUUAUAAUCUAUUUUGCAACAACAAACACUGCAGCAACAAAAAUUCUUAUAAAU